Rhipicephalus microplus (southern cattle tick) is the source of this 8058-nucleotide messenger RNA. RefSeq names its product protein tyrosine phosphatase Meg. The record is from RefSeq and is a predicted model, not a curated record. Gene Ontology annotation, molecular function: protein tyrosine phosphatase activity; cytoskeletal protein binding. Gene Ontology annotation, cellular component: cytoskeleton. Lineage: Eukaryota; Metazoa; Arthropoda; Arachnida; Ixodida; Ixodidae. Gene Ontology annotation, biological process: protein dephosphorylation.
GUCGCUUGGUGCCGGCGCCUGCACGUCUUUUCCAGCUCCUCGCGGUGCUUGGAAGCGCGGCCCCUACUACUUGUCAGCUGUGGACGUCUCUUCUCCCUCACCUUUCGCCGGCGCUCGUUGUUUCUAGCGGACCUCGCUCUUCUUCAACCAACAUUUGGUUCUUCUCUCGCUCUUUUGUUUUGCUUCCGCCUUCCGAGGUCAGUGCCGGGAGUAGCGUCCGCCAACGUCGUCGCUUGAACUUCGAACUGCUGCCGUCGCCUGGUGUGCCCAAGAGUUGCAUUUGACAGCAGAAGUGUCGCCGUAGUGCGUGCUUGUGUUCGUUGCAUUCGAGAUCUUCCUUUUUUUCUGUUAAAAGUUCUCUCUCUCUCUGUUUUUUCUUUACGAACCAUUUUCAAAAGUGCGCAUUGGCCGAUUCAUCGGAAGAUGUCGCCGCCGAAAGUUCGACGCUCGGAUAACGAACGCGGCACUUGGGUUUGAAAUGCCGUUCUCCGACGACGACCGAGUGUUGCGACGUCUACCUGUGGUGUCUCGCAGAGAUUGGAUUACCUGCCCCUUUCUUCUACGGACGUGCAGUUGGGCGCGGUGGUGAGCUGCGGCUGCUGCUCGCGGAACACGUGCCCACCUGCCCGUGGAUGACUGCCCCAGCACGGCGCCCGCCUUCCUCGGUGGCUGGCGAAGGACAAUGUCCAGGAGGGCACUGGGCAGCACCAGCGGCACCUAUCACGUCCAAGCCUCCGAGUCAGCCCGUGACGCCAAGAACGUCAAGACCCUCCGCUGCAUCGUCUUCUUCCUGGAUGACAGCCAGCACACUUUUGAUAUUGAGAAACGAUCCAAGGGCCAAGUUUUAUUUGACCUCGUCUUCCGGCACUCUGAGCUGGUGGAAAAGGAUUACUUUGGGCUGCAGUUUUCAGAAAAGGCAUCGGCUAUUGAUGGCAUGAGGUGGCUAGAUCCUGUAAAAAGCAUCAAAAAACAGAUGAAAGUUGGACCUCCGUACCUGCUUUACUUUCGCGUAAAGUUCUACGUUUCCGACCCGAGCAAACUUCAGGAAGAGUGGACAAGGUACUACUUCUUCCUUCAACUUAAGAAGGACAUCCUGGAAGGGAGGUUGGUCAUUCCGCCAGCCACGGCAGCUCUCCUUGCCAGCUACGCGGUUCAGUCUGAACUAGGAGACUACAAUCCUGAUGAUCACAAGCACGGCUAUCUGGCUGACAUGAGAUUAGUGCCCCAUCAAACAGAGGAGCUCGAGGAGAAGAUCGCCGAGCUCCACAAGCUGCACAAAGGCCAGAAUUCAGCAGACGCGGAGUUCAACUUUCUAGAGCACGCAAAGAGGUUGGACAUGUAUGGUGUGGAUUUGCACAAGGCAAGGGUAAGGGACUCUACACAAGCUGAGAUUCAGCUUGGCGUGACGUCCUAUGGUCUCGUGGUAUUUCAAAACAAUAUACGAAUCAACACCUUCUCAUGGGCGAAGAUAGUGAAGAUCUCGUUCAAGAGAAAGCAGUUCUUCAUUCAAUUGAGAAGAGAAGGAACUGAAAGCUACGACAAUCUCCUCGGGUUCAACAUGCUGAGCUACAGGUCGUGCAAGAACCUCUGGAAAUCGUGUGUGGAGCACCACACUUUUUUUCGCCUGAACCUGCCCCGUCCAACCACCAAGCGGUUUCUCUUCAGCCUCGGUUCCAAAUUCAGAUACAGUGGCCGAACAGAAUACCAGACACUUGAAGAGAUGAAGAAGAGGGGCCUAGAUGAGCGACCUUUCCUCAGAUCCCCCAGCAAGCGUUGCAUCCGCCAGACAGUGCCGACACCCACGGAUGCCCGCGACAAGCCGUCCAAGAGCCUGGCCCGCAUGAACGGGACGUCCAGCGCGCAUGUGCGCCCCUACGACAGCUUCAGCCACAAAGUACAAAUCUCCGGGCCCGAUUACCUGCCGCGCAAGGCGUGGGUCGACGGUGCCCUGGAUGCCCAAGCAUUUACACCUGCCAUUCCUCCCAAGAUGAUCCGAUACGCCGAUGACGACUCUCUCCCCGAGUUGAUAAUGGCGAACGGCUCGGCCGGCGCGGACGACGUCGGAGCGCCGCCGGUGCGCGUGUGCAUGCGACCCGACGCCGAGGGCCUGUUCGGCUUCAACGUGAAAGGCGGUGCCGACCAGAACCUUCCCAUCCUGGUGUCCCGGGUGGUGCCGCACACGCCAGCGGACACGUGCACGCCCAGGCUGCGCGAGGGCGACCAGCUGCUGCUCAUCAACGGCCGGGACGUGGCCGGACUGUCGCACGAUCAGGUGGUCAAGCUCAUCCGGGCUCCCAAGGACAAUGGAGAGCUCGUGCUCACCGUCAAGGCGCAAGUCCCCGCAGGCGAGCAAAUCGAGGAGCCCGACUUUCAGUACAUUCCGGACUCUGCAGUGGCUGGCCGGGGCAACCGGGCCGGCGGGGGUGCGCUGGCCGAGUCCAUGCUGCUCUUGGCCGAGGGUCUCGAGAGCGGCGCCACCAUCGCCCAGUUUGAGCAACUGUACCGCAAAAAGGCCGACUUUACGAUGAAGUGUGCCAGGUUGCCUGCCAACCUCUCCAAGAAUCGUUACAGAGAUAUCUCCCCAUAUGAUGCCACACGAGUCAUCCUUCAGGAAGGCACAUCUGGGGACUAUAUAAAUGCUAGUUAUGUAAAUAUGAACAUCCCCACAUCGGGCAUUGUAAAUAGGUACAUAGCCACACAAGGUCCCUUGCCCAAUACCACGAUAGACUUUUGGGAGAUGGUAUGGGAGCAGCAGUGCACUCUGGUGGUGAUGCUGACGACACUGGUCGAGCGGGGCCGCAUCAAAUGUCACAAGUACUGGCCGGACUUGUAUGAAACUGACACCUAUGGACACCUGCAGGUGUCCUGUGUAAGGCAGAAAGAAACGCCGUCCUUCGCUUUUCGUGAAUUCACCCUCAUAAACACGCAGAACCGGGAGGAGCGGCACAUCACCCACAUGCAAUACUUAGCGUGGCCAGAUCACGGAGUGCCCGAGGAGGCCUCGGAGUUCCUGGGGUUCGUGCAGCGCGUCCGGAAAAGCAGGGACGGCAUGGUGGAGCCCACCGUGGUGCACUGCAGCGCGGGCAUCGGCCGCACGGGCGUUCUCAUACUCAUGGAAACAGCCAUGUGCCUCAUCGAAGCCAACGAGCCUGUCUACCCGCUGGACCUGACACGUGACAUGCGGGAUCAGCGUGCCAUGCUCAUCCAGACCUCUAGUCAGUACAAGUUUGUGUGUGAGGCUAUCCUCAAGGUGUACAAUGAUGGUGUUGUCAAGCCCUUGCCCGAGUACCAGAGAUGCUUAACAACCACCGUUUGAUGAAAGGACAAACCAACACAUCCUCUGUCGGCUCGUGCCAGAAUACAAGGACUCAUUCGUUCAUCACUGAACACAACUGCAGCGCUGGUCCUCGUUUUGCCAUGGUCACUCUCUUUUCGUGCGUUUGUUUCACACAAGGCCCACCACUUCUACCACACGGCAGCACCGCUACAAGUAUGAAGCUUGUGGACUGCGGAAUUUAGAAAAAAACUCCUAAGUUUGCACGAGGAACCGUGCCCACAACUGGCAACAACGUGCUGUGCACACAAGGCAGCUGCACUGAGAGUGACACAAAACGUGUUCACGGCCAUCGCUGCCAUCAUUUGUGGCACCUAAGUGCGUGUGUACGCAGACGAAUGUUCCUCCUACAGCACGUGAACCAUUUUACACGUUGUGUGACGGCAGGUGUGUCGACGCUUUUUCCCAGUGAAUCCUCGUCAGGUAUUUCCAUCGCGAAGAGACUGUGCAAAUGUUGUUGCUGUCUUGCUGCCGCAGCGGCUGCUGUAUUUUUAUAGUGCCCUCUCUAGGAUUUUUUUUGUAAAUAAUGGUGUGAACUUUGUCAUUGUAGAUAAAUGUUUGAAAACCCUGUUAUCGUCCCUUCAUUUCUUCUGGUCUCUUGGUAGCGGUGUCCACAGUGAUGUGAUAGAAGGAAAGCUAGAUUGGUCUCCUCCCUGCUACGUUCUUCACAAUUUUUUGUUUUAGCCAAGAGACCAUCAUUGUUUUUCAUAAUUUGUCUACCUUUUCUCAUUGAAGUGCCGUGCUGUUGGACUCCUUCCCGGUGUAAUGAAGCGGUGUUGGUAGCUGAAAAUUAUAAUUUUUUGAGAAAUGUAAACACGCCAGAAAAGUGUACAUCGGUGUUCAGCGUAACAAACACAGCGGAGCAUGCAACGUGUGAUACGAGCUCGGGAGGGUUCAUUCAUUUGCGUGCCAGUAGUGCAGAAAUGUCAAGUUAUGUCAGUUAAAGAUAGCUGUGUUGGACAUCCUUGCUGUGUCAUAGCUGCUUAAAUUAACACUGGACAUGCAGAACUGCGCAUACAUAGCAUGCGGUGUCUAGCUAGUGUGGAGCUCUGUAUGUUGCGAUGUCCAGUGCUCGCAAUCUAUAAAUAUUUAAACUUUUCUAUGGUGUUUCUCAUAUUCGAAGUUUCAAAUAUACAGAAAAUGCUUGGAUCUACUGAACACCAUGCAGUUUGUACUGGCUUCUACAUAAAUAUGUAUUAGCAACAAAAAUAGGAGAUUUCAAAGCCUCGAGCAUUUGUAUUGGCACUUCUCUUCCCUGCCAUUGCACAGAGAGAAUUAAUAAUGAAGAAAAUGUGCCAGUGAAGACGUAGGAAAUAAGGUGGUGAUGAGAAUGAGAACGGUGGUACUUGAAGUGUGGAUUGUGACUAUGCCGGCUUCUGUUUCUUCAGGAAUCCGCUUCUGCAAAGAACACACACCUGCCAUGUUGACACUUAAUUGCAAACCGUGCUUGGGAGUAUCAUCAUACUUUUUUUUUUCGCUUCCAGUCAGCGGGGUGCUUAUGGAGCAUACACUUUCCCCAAUUGUCCAAGGACUGUCGACGAAAGUGGUGGUUAGAAGUUAACCUUUGACCCAACCAAAAAAGUAACCUGUAGAUCAUUGUCUCAUACCCGAUGCGUACACUUCUCCCCGUACCAAUAGGGCCUUUCGAGUGCUCUGCCUCCCAUUUUCAUUUCUUGUAUUCCUUUUUGUUUGAACAGACUUGCCGACACAUUUCUCCGCCAGCUCAGUGUCGACUUCAGUCACCCCUAUGGAAAAGUUAAGCUGUCGAAUGUGGGAAGUUAAACUGGUGGGAUCUGUUCAACAACUUGUCUGUCGUAAUCGAUUCUGCGACAGAGUUCUCUUGAGUUCCACAUCCACUGGCACAAUACUAGCUACUUCAGAGCAGCUAAUUAAUCCACUGCCAAGAGUUAGUGCAGUUACUGGUUACAUUCGGCGCCGACUUGACACAAGACCAUGCAACACAACUGAAUUGGCAGAAUCAAAUUGAUAAAAAAGUAAGCCUGUACUGUGUUACAUAGCUGAACCUGUGCAUCCAGUACGACGAAAAACAGACUAAAUCGGCACAAACAAGUACAAAUAUGCAUUUUGUUAUGCCUGGCUCUAUUUCAGCCUAGAGAAGGCACAUUUCGUGGUGAGAAGAAAGUGCAACUACAAGAUGCGAUGUUUGCCCGUAGAUGCGAUGUUUGCCACUUUUGCCAAUGUGAUACAUCGCAUCACUCCUAGUCCUCACGCUCGCUCUGUUUAUUAGCAUAGUAAGUGAGAAGAAAAAUAGCGGAAGGGUCUGAUAGUUUUCGAAACGCGCAUGCACCUCUUUAGUUUGUUUUUUUCAAACCUUGGCUAUGUUUGUUUCGUUCAAAGAAAUGCUUUCUGACCAGUGGUGUUCAACAGGCUACACUGCUAGCAGUACAGGCGGGCGGUGUUUUGUUAAGUGAUGCACACCACUCGUCAUGAGUGCUUGUGCAUCGGAGAUAACUCUUCAUGGCUUCUCAAAAACUUGUGCUGUAGAAAGGUCAAUCUAUCCUGAACUUUUUAAGAGUCGUGCCCAGAGGACAUCCCAAGGUUGGUGAGCCAGGAAAUGCAGCAUGUGUGCAACCUGUGGAUGGGGGUGUGAUGCCUGUCGAGGAAGCAACUGAGCCUAGCAAUUUACACAUGGGCCACAGAUGGAUUACUAAAUUUUGCUAGCACACUCAACUUGCAUUCUUCUCAGUUCCUAAAGAGCAUGGGUUCUCGUUAAUAUUGGCUGAAGUCUGCUGGGCCAAUGUGUAUACGUAGCUGUUGGUAAAGCAGCAGCAUUAAUCUAAACUGUAGCCACAUUUUACCUUUCAGUUCUAAAUCGCAACUGAUCUCUACCAUGGGCUAACACAUAUUUCAAAGUUUGCUUAAAAUUACUGUAACUUCUUUUGUGUGAGGCUCGAAAAAUUGGCUUAAUUUUCUUCGUAGUUCAACGUGUUGGUAGUUGUACGAUGGGGAAAGAAAUGAAAACGCACUCAAUAGGUGCAGGUAAUUGUACUUCUGUAUUGUUGGAUGAAAUUGAAUGCCGGAUACCUUGAUUCUUGUGGCAUUGCAGAAACUACUGUGGCUACAUGAGGCUCAACCACAGACUUGCGGACACUGCUAUGUUGAGAAGCACUUGUCUUGUGAUAAGUCAAAGGGCUUUUUUGUUAGUUCUUAAGGGAGCCUAUUGGUAUGAGGACUUAUAUAUACGAACAUAAGGGUGGCUUUAGCCUUGAAGCUAGAAGGCAGUGUGGUGGUGCAGUCGGAUGAAAGUGAACUGGUAAAUUGCGUAUGUAUUGGCAGUUUCCAUAGAUCACCGAUAUUCUACACCUCUUAUGCAAUGAUAUGGAUGUCAUUGGCACAAAUAAACAUGAAUAUCGGCACACAUCAAGCUCUUUAAAUUUGUAAGUUAUGUCUCGUGCUGAUUAUGUGAAAGAAUGCCCAUGUUGGCUUCGUCAUUUGCCAUAAUUUAUAUUUAUUUGUAUGUCAUUUAUCAAUUAUCACACUACAGUUUUGAAUCUAAGGUACCAAAGGUUCUUUAUAAUGCAUUAAUAAAUCUAGUGCUGUCGACACAAACCCACCCCUGCUUACCUUGCCAGCUACCCACCUUUAUCUAUUUUUUUGGUGCAUGUUUCAUUUAUGAAUUGAGACAAGAUGGACUGAAUUUGUUUAUUUUUAUAAUGCCUGGUGAAAACUUCUUUUUAUUUAAAUAAGUUUUUAAUGGUAUGAAUCUUGGAGCUUAUGAAGUAAAAGCCACGGAUUUGCACUGUUCAGUGUUAGGGUUUAUGCCAGAUUUCAACCUAUACAAUUCCAAGUCCAUCCACUUGUUUUCUUUUCUCGUCACAUUCACACGGCUGUCCAAACACCUUUGCUUUUAUGCUGACUGUAAAACGUCACAGGGGAAAAAAUGUCAUAAAUAGUCUCGUGUUGGAAAACUGGCUUUGUAAUACAGUGUUGCACAAGGCAUAAAUGAACGGAAUGUCUGGCCAGUCUUUUUUUGGACCAGUGUUUGCAUUGUUGUCUUGACUUUCCCUGAAUGAGCCCUCUCCUCACUAUCCCUGCAGCAAACUGUAGCAUUCAAAUUUUCAAACACAGCUGUUGCCAUGGCCAUGGCUUUUUCUAUAAAGAAAAUUGGUAGAUUGAGAAACCAGUGUCAUUCCUAUUGCUUUUGUGAAGCUAACCUAGCAGGUACUGCAGCCCGUUCCCAUCGACAGCAUCUAGCAUUCAGUGUGCACAUUGGAAAUUUAAGUGGGGAAGCAUAAGGCCUUUUAAUAAUGGUGCACAGGUUUCUGUAGCCACGUAUCUGUACCACUGCCAUCAACGUGUUUUGUACUUGGUGUGUGAACAGCCGCAGUCGGAGGCAAAGAAAAAAAAAAAACUCGUUUUUAGGUGAUGUUGAUACAGAGCCAACAGAACGUUUAACAACUUGUCUACAAGACGUGCUUGAACCAUUGUUUGGUGUAUGUGUACAUUGCAUAGUUUCCUGUCCAAAAUAGAGCAUCCUGUAUAUAUAUUGCUUGUGUGACUGCGUAUGUGUGCGCAUAUGACUACUUCUUACAGCAGAGCGUUAUGUAUGACUUCGUCUUUGUGUUUUCUUUUAGCAACCUAAAUGUCUGCUUUUAAAAUUGUGGUCAUCUUGAACAGACGUCCACUCCUCGAGGAUAUUGAAAUGCCACAGCGUUCUAAGUGAUGCAAGGAGGAGAAAGAAAUUAAAAACGUUACACAAAACA